GAACUCAACUCUGUGAUAUAUACUUUCACACGAUCCCUAGAAGUCUGAAAUCGUGAUGAAUGAUUUCAAACCAAAAUUUGUGAAACCUGCGGAUACUUCUAGCUUCCUCGAGAAAAAUGAACCAUUUACUAUAGACACCUCGAACUUCAUUUAUAAUAGACACAUCUCUCAAUCCAUUCAAACUCAGAGACAACGGUUACCCAUAUUCAACAACAGAAAUCAUAUUCUUUAUUUACUAGAAAAAUAUCAAACUCUUGUUCUUGUUGGAGAAACUGGCUGUGGGAAAAGCACUCAAAUUCCGCAGUACAUGAUCGAAGCUGAAUGGCCCGGUCAAAUUGGAAUAUGUGAACCACGAAGAGUGGCAGCUAUUUCUUUAGCUAGCAGAGUGGCCGAUGAGACUGGAACCCUAGUGCAACAAGAAUAUGUGGGGUACGCUGUUAGAUUUGAUGCUUGUUACAAUAAACCGAAAAUUAAGUAUAUGACAGAAGGAAUACUGUUGAGAGAAAUGAUGUCAGACCCUCUUUUGAAGAAUUACUCUGCAAUAAUGUUAGAUGAGGCUCAUGAACGUAGCCUAUAUACCGAUAUUCUGAUGGGUCUAAUGAAGAAAAUUCUAAAGAGACGAAAAGAGUUGAGAUUAAUUAUUGCUUCUGCGACACUGGAUGCCAAAGAAUUUCAAGAGUUCUUCAACAAUAAUCCAACAAGUGAUAACAAAAAAGAUACUGCGGUUAUUCUUUCCGUCGAGGGAAGACAAUUUCCAGUAGAUAUAUUUUAUGUUGUAGAACCUGUACCAUGUUAUGUACAAGCUUCUGUAGAUGCAGUUUUAAAAAUAAAUUCUUCUAAAGAACAAGGAGACAUCUUAGUAUUUCUGACUGGACAAGAAGAAGUAGAUAGAGCUGUAAGGCUUCUGAACGAACACGCUAAUCUUAUCGAGGAGGCACAGAAAACAGGAAAACUGAUGGUAGUUCCCAUGUAUGGGUCACUACCAUAUCAUGAGCAGUUGAAAGUGUUCAAACCUCCUCCAAAUGGGUAUCGAAAGGUUGUAGUGGCGACCAAUGUGGCUGAAACUUCUGUAACAAUACCGGGCAUUGUACAUGUUAUUGAUUGUGGAUUUGUGAAAAUGAAAUGGUACAACACUGAGACACACACAGACAGUUUAGUUGUUUUGCCCAUAAGUAAAUCUUCGGCCAACCAAAGAGCUGGCAGAGCAGGAAGAGUGAGAUCCGGAAAAGUAUACAGAUUGUACACAGAAGAGUACUUUUCUAAACUAGCCGAGAAUACUCCUCCUGAAAUGGUAAGAAGCAACUUAACCUAUGCAGUCCUGCAAAUUAAAGCGCUAGGUAUUGACAACAUAUUAAAAUUCAAUUUUCCAAGUCCUCCUCCUGUUCAAAAUUUGAAAAGUGCACUGGAAAUUUUAUAUGCAUUAGAUGCUAUUGAUAUUCAAGGAGAAUUGACAAGACCUUUAGGGUUUCAUAUGGCCGAAUUUUCCCUUGAUCCACUCUACACGAAAGUUUUGUUGAGUUCAGGCGAGUUUGAAUGUUCAGAAGAGAUAUUAACAAUAAUUGCAAUGCUUCAAAUUGAAACUGUGUUCACGAAACCGUCUUCCGGAAAUUUCAGUAUCAAGGCUAGGGUUCAAAAAAGGCUUUUCGCGGUAGAAGAAGGGGAUCUGAUAACAUACCUUAAUGUAUACAAUGGGUUCAUUGAAAGUGAAAUGUCACAAGGAUUUUGUCACAAGAACUUCCUUAGCUACAAGAGUUUAAAAAGAGUUGUGGAAAUCCGAAGAAGACUCGAAAAGAUGUUGAUAAAUUAUGACGUACCUAUUAUUUCUUGUAUUAGAUCCACUGAAACUAUUCGUAAGUGUCUAAUAAAAGGAUUAUUUCCCAAUGCUGCAUACCUUCAUCGUAGUGGGGUUUAUAAGACAAUCAGGGGAGAUACUGAGCUCUUUGUGCAUCCAGAUAGCGUCUUAUAUACAAUUCCCCAGCCCCAAUGGUUACUGUUUUGCGAGGUAGUGCACACUACGAAACUUUAUAUGAGGGAUCUGACAGUUAUUGAAAGUGAUUGGUUACUAGAAUUUGCUCCACACUUUUAUCACAAAACAACAUUCUAUGAAUGAAAUAUGAGACAAAUAAAAUAUAAAGGUUUU
Molecule: messenger RNA, 2140 nt
Organism: Leptinotarsa decemlineata (Colorado potato beetle)
Lineage: Eukaryota; Metazoa; Arthropoda; Insecta; Coleoptera; Chrysomelidae
Product: probable ATP-dependent RNA helicase DHX35
Cellular component (GO): catalytic step 2 spliceosome; intracellular anatomical structure
Molecular function (GO): RNA binding; ATP binding; helicase activity
Source: RefSeq, a predicted model, not a curated record